AUGUACGGUACUAUCGUUAUCCCCCAUCAACUCGACACUGCCACUGCUGCUGUUGCUGCACCUGCACCUGCCAUCUUAUCAGAUCUACAAUAUGGUGCAAUCCAAAUCCCCUAUUCUGAAGAUGACCCUUCGGCGUUCUUCCAAAAGGCUGCAGCUUCAGCUAUCCAAUGCGAACAAAAAAGGCGUGUCUCUUUAAUGUCUAAUCCUGAAACUGAGGAGGAAGACGAUGAUUCGGAUGAUUCUCUUCAAAGAGCAUCAAAACGUGCCAAGACGAAUUUGCUGACUGAAGAAGAGAAGAGGGCUAAUCAUAUCGCUUCUGAACAAAAACGGCGUAACACCAUCCGCACGGGCUUCAAGGAGAUGACUGAUUUGGUUCCUACCUUGAAAAACGUCAACCAUUCCAAGAGCACCAUUCUUUUCAAGGCUGCCGAUUAUAUAAAGUACCUCGACAAACGAAAUCAGGAAUUGCGUGAUAAGGUGGCUUCCCUUCAGACUCGUGUUCAACGCAAGUCGAUUUAUACCAACAAGCCGUAUCGUCAUCAACAUCAACAUCAUAUUCAUCGACAUGCAUCUAUCUCUAUCCCUGCUUCUUCCUCUAUUGACGCUAUCGCCUCACCAUCCUCAUCUUCUACCGCCUCCAGCAUCACCAUGUCUCCUUCCUCAUGUGUAAAUAACAGCAUCACUCCUACUGCUCUCGUCGUUCCCAAUGAUGAGUUCUACUCUGCCCCGAGUCUCAAUAUUCCCGCCGACGACGACUUUCAUCAAUCGCAUCAUGACCAUUUGCUCACCCUCCGUCAUUUGAGCCAACAUCAUCAUCAUAAUCAUAACCAUCAUUAA
This is a messenger RNA of Lichtheimia ornata, 837 nucleotides long. RefSeq lists its product as uncharacterized. Lineage: Eukaryota; Fungi; Mucoromycota; Mucoromycetes; Mucorales; Lichtheimiaceae. Bases 1 to 837 code for a protein of 278 amino acids. The record is from RefSeq and is a predicted model, not a curated record. Gene Ontology annotation, molecular function: DNA-binding transcription factor activity; protein dimerization activity. Gene Ontology annotation, biological process: positive regulation of transcription by RNA polymerase II. Gene Ontology annotation, cellular component: RNA polymerase II transcription regulator complex. The transcript is spliced from 2 exons.